Messenger RNA from Fomitiporia mediterranea MF3/22, 2425 nucleotides. RefSeq lists its product as uncharacterized. Bases 172 to 2301 code for a protein of 709 amino acids. NCBI's taxonomy places the organism in Eukaryota, Fungi, Basidiomycota, Agaricomycetes, Hymenochaetales, Hymenochaetaceae. The record is from RefSeq and is a predicted model, not a curated record. The transcript is spliced from 2 exons.
GCCGCUGCAUGCCUACUUCCUCGUCUUAGGCUAGCCGGGUCUCAUAUCUGCAUCCAGUCUCACAAAUCUCAGCCUCAUCUUCAUCGGUGACCCCUCUGAAGUCUCUUGGUUCACUCAACUCUCAGUAUUGCAUUUCAAGUACGGUAUUUGUCUUCGUCUUUCCUAUCAAUUAUGCGUCCUUCGUUCCAUCCAGUGCUCGGUUCGCAUACACUCGUACCGGCGGAAUCAGCUGUUGUGCAAUGUCAGGAUGGCAUGGGCGCGACGUUUACGGCCCAUUUAUCCCAAGAGGAAUAUGAAGAGGCUCUAGCGAGUGGAGUUCGGAUUGAGGUUUGGACGAAUAUUCCCAUCGAUUCGCAAAGUGGUAGCGAGUGGAAUGCCAUCGCAUUCGAAGAAGUGGUCCAGGCGACCGAUGCACAGGACGCAGAGAAGAAUGAGUCACAGUUGUUGUUUAACGCAACUAUCGGAACAAAGUGUCCGUCACCCGUAUUUGACCAGGCGCAUGUCUACCAUGCCUCAAUCUCACUUCCCUGGGUCCCCGGCCGGGUGUAUGCGUUUACUUACCGCCUGGUCUAUCCAAGCGGUAUCUGCUGGCUUGGAUCUGACCGUGACAAUGGAUUACUAGAGCUCACUGUGGGCAAUGCCUUCUUCGAUGAGAUCGGUCCUUGGGAAUCGAAUGAAGGAAAGAGAGUACUUGCCGAAGAAAGCUCGGAACGGUUAACGGAAUCCGACGAAGCUGUAUUGAUCGGGAGACUAAACACGGAAGAAUGGACAUGGUCCGGUUGGGCUACGGAUGGAUCGAGAGUUUGGUCAUUGAGUGACACUCGUUUGGAACAUGUGCAGAAUGCGCGCCUAGCUUUUCUCAUCCCAGAUACGUCUGCUAGUUCGGUGUUGGUGCCCCAAAUCCACAUCCUUCGUACACGUUCUGGAAAGGCUCCGUUUUCUAUAACUUGUGAUGGCCAUGUUUUCCUCCAUUCCUACCGACAGAGCGCUGCCAUUGAAUACAGAGUGCACAAUUCCAUUCACGGGAAUGGCAUCGAGCACCUACGAGACGAUAUCCUGUCAUCUUGCCUCGCUCCACAGAUUUUCCACACGAAGGACACCAGCAUGAUUCUAUUCACGGCAGAUGGUGAUUCGGAUACGUCUGUUACUAUACACGUACAACCUCUAACGUCCACGCCAUUUUCGCGCCGCUCCAUCGUUCUCCCCAUCGAUACGCUGGGAUCCUUCGCGAAACACUCGCCUAUACUGUCUUUAUUCGAUUCAGAAACGCGACAUACCUUAUUUGUCGAUCGUUUCGAAUGCCCUAGGAAAGUGGUGCUCAAGGUUGGGGCAAGUGGGGCACGUGUAGUCGUCAGCGCCGUUUAUGACUUAACGGAUAACUCAAACUCAGCAUCCGCGAACUGGAAGAUUUCGGUACCGGAGGUUAAUGCUAGGCCAGACCGCUCUGUUGUUCCGGGAAGUGCAGAAAAUCCACUCCCAACACCACCAGCAUCUCCUCAGGCAAAGCCCCAACGGAGUGUAAGCUUCGUUCUACCUGCGGAAACCGACACAAGUGAUACGGUCAGGCAGCGAAGACGUGCUGAGCGGUCCGCUGGUACCUCUGAGAUAAAUAGCGCAUCUUGGGGGCUCCUACGCUCAGAGAGUGCCUUCGAGCGUUUUCAUGCUGCUUCUGGAAGUGACAAAAUAAGGGUUCUACUAUUCAAUGCGUUAAGGAUAUUAGCACGGUUCAUGGGCAUCGCUGUACUACGAUUCAUCUUGCUGGCACUUCGCCUGAUAGGCGGAGGGAAGCAACCGGAAGCAAAUCUUCCACAGGUAGGGGACGCACGCGAUGAGAGGCAUACCGCGUCAUCACCCCGAAAUGACUCCAACUAUGGCGAUGCGGCGGAAGGGGAAGCGUCUUCUGUCGAUUCAGAGGGUGAUGCGUGUUUUCGAGACAAUACAAGUGUGGAGGAGCCUUCGUCUGUACAUAAUCGGAGUGCCCACACCACAGAGGCACCCGCCGGUGGUCAAAGUAUCCAAGAACACCCCAUGUCCGGUACACCCGCAAUUGGACCUGUGUCAACGACGUUACGGUGGGUCCUGCCAGCCAGGAGCGCCACCCCGAUCAGACUUCUAGUCCGCUCUGACGCCACGCCGGAACAAGUUUCUAAGCAUUUAGCCAUUGAGCUUAAUGGUGAAGAUGUCGGGGCACCGGGCUUGAGCAUGUCGUACGCCGUUGACGAGAGGACGAGCGUAAUUGAGGUAUCCCCACCCAAACGUUUGGUUGAGUCGUCGACGUUACUAGUCGGACUGAGGGCUUGAAUAGUCUCUGCGGUCACGCGGAAUUUCUCUUGACUUGACUCUCCGUUCUGAGCUUGCUUUCCUUCAUUCACACACCCAUUGUACAACUGGUAGACUGCACGGUAUAAUGAUAUUGAAUACAUGC